AUGAUGGAAUUAGAUUUACUUCUCAUCAAAAUAAAACUAGGAGGAUUUUCGCACCCAUCAUCAAAAGGAGAAAAUUCUGACUCACCCGUCAUUCUUUACUGGCUAUCUGCUAGAGAAAUGGGUGAUAUAGAAAAAGGUGCAAAAAUUUUCAAGCAAAAAUGUGCACAAUGCCACACUAUUACCAAAGGCGGACAAAAUAUGACUGGGCCGAAUUUAUGCAAUUUAAUAGGCAGAAAAACAGGACAAAUCCCAGGAUUUCAAUAUACAGAUGCGAAUAAAACAAAAGGUAUAACAUGGUGUAAAGAAACAUUAGAUGAAUACUUAACAAAUCCAAAAAAAUAUAUUCCUGGUACAAAAAUGGUUUUUGCUGGUAUUAAAAAAGACACAGAAAGAGCAGAUCUCAUUGCAUACUUACAAUCCUGUUCUGGUCUAUAG
Molecule: messenger RNA, 435 nt
Organism: Gordionus sp. m RMFG-2023
Lineage: Eukaryota; Metazoa; Nematomorpha; Gordioida; Chordodea; Parachordodidae
Product: cytochrome c-like
Exons: 3
Coding region: 1-435 (144 amino acids)
Biological process (GO): mitochondrial electron transport, cytochrome c to oxygen; mitochondrial electron transport, ubiquinol to cytochrome c
Cellular component (GO): mitochondrial intermembrane space
Molecular function (GO): electron transfer activity; heme binding
Source: RefSeq, a predicted model, not a curated record